AUGAUCUUGUAUUACUUUCCCGUGUAUCUCAUCGCCACGAGCAACAUCCGUGGCUUCUACAUGUAUGGCACUGCCCCCUCGGACAACAGCCUGGUGUGCCUGGGUACAAGUCUCAGCCCAUCCGCCGUGGCCGAUUUCGCGGACACGCAGCGCAUCAAUCAGACUCGUGCGGUGAUGGGGAUCCUGAUCCAGCAUGGGCUCCAGCUCGCAAUCAUCGUCUUUGUGAUCUGUGUGUACAUCGGGGACCAGUUUCAAUACCUGGGCAUUGGCGUCCUUUUCGCGGCAGGACGAAUAGGCUUCUUCCUGGCCGACAUCGUCAUGCGCCCCUGGGUGGUCCCUGAUCCGCUCUGCAAGGCCUAUGCCUACACUUUCGCUCCGAAGAUGAUUGGGUUUUCGGUCGGGGGCUUCUUCGCUUUCACGGCGGCGUAUUGUGCUUUGCGACACCAAACCAAUGUGUGGGUAGGCCUCGCAAUGCCGGCCAUCCUGUCAUGCUACAAGAUGAUCAGCGUCGCAGUCGUCAACAACGCGUUCACGCGAGGCUACGUCACCAAGAAAGCCACAAGGCAAGCCUAUGCACACUCUGCACAAGGCGACUUAGCCUCUGCGGCCAUUGCUGGGGUCCAGGCUCAUGGCGAAGCAGCGCGGAUGGUCUGGAUCCUCUAUGGGGUGGUGAACGAGGACAGCGACAGCUACUGGGAGUACGUAGUCCCCGUGGUGGCCGGCACGAUCUGGAACAUCGUGGCCCGUACUGGCGUGAUGGAUAGGCUCUGGGAUGUUUUGACGUGCGGAUGGCUCGCCCCCUCACGAAGCAGGGUGCUCCUCCACGACUCGAAGAGUUGUAUGAGCUACCCGAGGUUUUUCACAAUCGGUGCGAUCUUUUGCGCUCGCUUCUGCGCCCUCGGCGAGGUGUUGCCGGGCUCCCAGACCAGUCUCGGAUUGGCGCUGCUCGCCAUGCUCCUCGCGGAGCUCCUGGAAGACCUCUUCUGCCAUCUCCUUCGGUGCACAGGUCUACGUCUGGGACAGCGUCGCAGACAUAUGUUCGCAGAGGAUUUUGAGGCAGGAAGAAUAUCGUCUGUCGUGCCCUCCGACGAGGUGACUCGGGCUACUUCCGUCAAGGAGGAGUAUGAUCGUAUUCUAGCGGCCUACGACUUCUCUUACCAGCUUGGGACGACCUAUGAUGCCCUACCUUUUUGGCUGCACUUCGCGAUAAUUGCUGCAGUGCAGCUGCAUACCAUCUUGGCUUUCGUCUUCUUCGUCAAUGGGCUGAACUACAUGUUGGGCCUGUGUGCGACACCUCAAUACUACGGGCAGGGGCAUGCGCGACUAUGGUGGCCCAUCACCGAUACAAACGACUUCUGCGCUGCUGGCUAG
Messenger RNA from Symbiodinium sp. CCMP2456, 1371 nucleotides. NCBI's taxonomy places the organism in Eukaryota, Dinophyceae, Suessiales, Symbiodiniaceae. The record is from the annotation of a GenBank genome assembly.